AUGAAGAAACGGAAUGGAGCGACCAUCUUGAAUAAAGGAGAAAGUGUCCUUGUUGUCAGUUUCUAUCGAGACUGGCUGAAUGAAUUCCGGAGGCACUUGGAAGAUGACGGCGCCUCCGUUGGUGAACUGGAAAUCUGGAAAAUGUGUCUUGUGAUCCUGAUGGUAUGCAUCAUCCUUGUGUACUACAUUUUCAUCAACUGUGCGCCACCCCAUAUAAAAAGACGCCACUUGAUUCGCCCACUGGCAGAUCGUUAUUCGCUAACAAGCACAUCGUUCUUCCAAGAAGAACGGAAGAAGUACGCAAGGGAACAAAGCAUUUGAAAGAAAAAUGUUCAAAUGAGUGAUAAAAGCUUUUUUUAAAAAGA
Messenger RNA from Opisthorchis viverrini, 365 nucleotides. RefSeq lists its product as hypothetical. The record is from RefSeq and is a predicted model, not a curated record. NCBI's taxonomy places the organism in Eukaryota, Metazoa, Platyhelminthes, Trematoda, Opisthorchiida, Opisthorchiidae. The transcript has 2 exons. The coding region runs from base 1 to 321 and encodes 106 amino acids.